AUGAAACGUCAGAGUUCGACAAAGAGAACAGAGGAGAGAAAAGAUCGUGAAGCGUUGAAGUUUGCUGGUAAUGAAGCAACAGAUGGCACACACAAACUGAAUCUAUCUUUCAAGGUGAUGCAGUGUAGUCGAUCAGCUGACUGGCCGACCGAGCAGAUAAGGAUACAAACAGAUCUACACCUAGACUGCAUCGAGAAGCGAGAAGCGAGCAAACAACAUCAUAUCGAGGUACAAAUAGAGAGGAAAUUACAAGUUGGCACAACACCCAAAAUCGAUGACUUACACACAAUCAGAAUAAUCUACGACAGCGAGUGUAGCGUUGCUCGCUUGGCCAUGCUCUCUCUCUCAGUGGCUUACGCUUGCUAA
Messenger RNA from Anisakis simplex (herring worm), 366 nucleotides. The record is from the annotation of a GenBank genome assembly. NCBI's taxonomy places the organism in Eukaryota, Metazoa, Nematoda, Chromadorea, Rhabditida, Anisakidae.